Messenger RNA from Aureococcus anophagefferens, 771 nucleotides. RefSeq lists its product as hypothetical. The coding region runs from base 1 to 771 and encodes 256 amino acids. The record is from RefSeq and is a predicted model, not a curated record. NCBI's taxonomy places the organism in Eukaryota, Pelagophyceae, Pelagomonadales, Pelagomonadaceae. The transcript is spliced from 3 exons.
AUGCCGCGGGCGUCGGACCUGCAGAGCUCCUCCAGCUCCUCAAAGGACCCCUCCCUCGACGACGUCGUGCUCGUGCGGCUCCCGGCCCGGAGCGGCGCGAGCCGCGCGGCGACGUCCGUCUUCGAGAUCCAGAACGUGCUCUCCCCGGACGCCUGCCCCCGCGCAGGUCGAACGACGGACCGCGGCGUCAGCCUGCCGACGCAGGACGUCAUGGUCAGCAGCCUGCCCCAGCAGUCGCAGGACGAGAUCCGCAACGCGCUCGAGCUGACCGCGCGGAGGGUCUCCAUGGAGCUCACGGGCGUCACCCUCGAGUUCACCAUGUCGCGGGCCUUCGUCAUCGUCUACGACGCCGCGCGCCAAAAGGGCCUCAAGAAGCACACGGACGGCCGCAAGGAGGGCGCGACGCUGCUCCUGCUCAUCUCCAAGCCGAACCGCGACUUCGAGGGCGGCGGGACGCGCUUCUUUCCCUCGGUCCUCGAGUCGUCCUUCGACGCGAAGCCCGCGCUCGGCAGCACGAUCGUCUUCCCCUCGGACACGCUCCAGCACGAGGGCAUCCCCAUCAAGCGCGGCCGGCGCCUCCUCGUCUGCGUCUUCGCGACCAAGAAGAAGAUCGGCGGCGGCGCGCUCGGCCCCGGCGACUCCAAGGCCAUCGACACCAUCCAGCCCGCGAGCUCGACGCACGAGAAGGCCUCCAGCCACGGCAAGAGCAAAUACGGCAUGAUGAACGACGACCAGGUCCUCUCGCAGGAGUGCGCGUGCACGAUCUCCUGA